CUGGGAUAUAGGCACGAUAGAGCGGCGCAGGAUUCUGGAUUUCACGGGAAAAGGAGCACCAAGAAAACGCAAGGCCUGGAGUAAGGCUUCCAUUCCGGGGUUGGGAAUCCCUAAGGUUUAGAGAAGAUGGCAGCAGGAGAGGACGAGCGUGGGGGCGGCGGAGAAUCUAGUACCUGCGGCGAUGCGACGACUGGCGACAGCGUUGGCAGUCAGACGAGAGCCGCUCAACUGUCGCUUGCUCACCACGCGGCGUUUGCAGGGCCAGCCACGACAGCAGCUCCAGCAGCCGUCUCAGCAGCAGCAGCAGCAGCACUAUCAGCGCCGGCAGCAUCUAGACCAGCAGCAGGAGCAGCAGGAGCGGCAGGAGCGGCAGCCGCGACGGCUCCAUCAGCGGCAGCUGCAGCGCCUGAGCCGCGUUUGUCGUCGUCACCAUCGCUAGCGUUAGAGGGCAACGAGAUGAGCCUCUCGUUUGAGUCGCGCGUGCUAGACGCCACUGGGGUGUCUGGGCGGCAUCAGGUGUCGUGUACCCUCGUCACCGGCUUCCUGGGAUGCGGCAAAACCACUCUCUUGCAGCACGUGUUGAAGGAGAAGGGCGACCUGCGGGUGGCAGUGCUGGUCAACGAGUUCAGCCCUGUCGACGUGGACUCCCUGCUGCUCCAAUCACAGCGUGCCAACGUGGCAGUUGGGGCUCCUCCUGGACAUGGGGAUCUGGCAGGGGGCUGUGCAUGUUGCCACGUCAGCAAUGGACUCAAGAAGGCUGUUCGAGCAGCGGUUGGCGGCGCCAUGUCAGCAUGCGACUACCUCAUUCUCGAGACUUCAGGCCUGGCUGACCCACAGCCAAUAGCCGCUCAACUGAUGGAAGCGGGGGUGAGGCUGGAUCGAGUGGUGGCAGUGGUGGAGGCUGAAACGCUGCCGACCAUCCUCGAGCAGCAGCCAAUAGUCCGGCGACAGCUCGCAGCAGCUGACCUGGUGCUGCUGAAUAAGUGUGACCUGGUGUCUCUGGGUGCUCUCUCAGACGCAGAGGACAUGCUCCUGAGAUUCCUCACCACUGGCAGCACUGAUGGGCAUAGAGAUACAAAAGCAGCGCAUGGCAGCACUCACACUUGCACCUCCUCCUCUCACUCCCACUCCCAUCCUCCCUCCUCCUCCCUACAAUUGCCCGACCUGCCUCCUCCCCCAUUAGUGCGCACCCGUUACUGCCACGUCCCUUUAGAUCUCAUCCUAGAUACUCUGCCUGUAUCACAGCCUGCCCCCCCUCUCACCUCAGCAUCGGCUCACCUCUCCUCCGGAUUCCUCUCCCACGAAGCCACGGCUGCCCCCUCCUUUCGCACUCUCGUCCCUCACACUCCCUCCUCCCUCACUCCCUCCCUCACUGCCUCCUUGCACGAGGUAGGGAAAGAGUCGAGUGCAAGGCAGGGAGCAAGGAGGUUUCAGCAGGUUGCACCUGCACCAGGUCAUGCCUCCACCCCGUUUACAUCACUCCUCUUUGAGUCACAGCAUCCGCUUCCUCUAGCUGCAUUCCAGCACCUUGUGGCAACCAGACUGCAAGGCAAAUCAACUAGCAGCAGCAAGGGCAGCAGCAGCAGCAGCAGCAGCAACAGCAGCAGCAGCAGCAGCAGCAGCAGCAGCAGCAGCAGCAGCAGCAGCAGUGGGUGUGCUCCCGUGCAGGGUCUUCUUCGAGCCAAGGGCUUCCUUUUCUUCAGAGAGAUGCGCCAUCUGCGGUUUGUGUUCCAGCAGAGUGGCCACAGCCGCUGCGCCUGCACUGCCAUAGACACCUGGGACUGCCCGCCCUCCUGUCGCCUCGUGCUCAUUGGCCAGGACGCUGCUGAGCUGGCAGGUCUGGUGUCCGAGCUGGAGUCUUUGGCACAGCAGGAGCAGCAGAAAGAGGGGAAACAGGUGUCAAGGAAUGGGGUUGCGGAGGUGGCAUGUGGGGAAGGCUCGGCUGCUGCAGAGGCGGCAAGGCUUGUGGAGAUGCUGACAGCAGAUGAGAGGUUUGAGGUCUGUGCGUCUGACGCAGCAUUGGACAGUAGAGGGGGGGAGUAUGCUGCUGAGAGACGAGGAAGAAGCGAUGGAGCUUCAGUGCUGGAGUUUGGAAUGAGAGGGAUUCCACUCAAAGGCAUCCAUCAGAACACGCUCAAUGCCUCCUUGCUGGCGUACAUAAACAACCAAGCCACACAACCCAUGUUCCUCUGCUCCACUCUCGCAACUCUCAACGCUGGGCCCUUGAUUCUGGGAAUGCGAGCGCCGUCCAACGCGGACGAGCUCUUCGACCUGCUCUCGUUUGCAGCCAGGCGAGCCUUGUCUCGGGCACUCAAGGACAUUCCCUCGUGCAGGUGCGAUGUGGUGCAUGAUAUGGUGAACACAAAAUGACCACGCGAACACGCGGACACAUAGUGAGCACGACAUGUCUUGCUAAGUCGACCUCGUAAAACGGAGUCGCCACUUUCUUGAGUGACAUCUUGCCUACGG
Molecule: messenger RNA, 2469 nt
Organism: Closterium sp. NIES-67
Lineage: Eukaryota; Viridiplantae; Streptophyta; Zygnematophyceae; Desmidiales; Closteriaceae
Source: the annotation of a GenBank genome assembly